AUGUCAUCCCGCCUCGACCAAGUUAUCAAGGGCGCUCCAAGCACCGCCGCCCUGUCCCUGUCCCCGACCAGCACCCCAUCCCCGCCUCUUGAAUCCCAAUACCACUUUCAGCAGCAGCAGCAGCAGCAGCAGCAGCAGCAGCAGCAGCAACAAGGGCAGCAACAAGGGCAUCCGACGUCCCAAGAAGAUCCUCCCAGCCCUCUCACCGUUGCUCCUGACCCCCUCUCCACCCUGCCCUCCUCGCCGCCGCAAAUCUACCUAAAUCUGCUCAUCCUCGAAACCUCCCUGCGCUCCCAAUACCUCGCUCUCCGUGCCCGCCGGCAGCAAAACACCUUCUUCAUCCUCCUCCUCGCCCUCUGGAUCGCCUAUUUCUCCUACGCGCUCUUCCUGCGCCCUCGCGAAGAUGGCCGCGGAGUCGGCGGCUCCGUCUACUGGGUGGUCGAGAUGGCCGAGAAAGUGGCAUUGAUGGGCGGUGUGGUGACUGGCGUGCUGAUAUGGGGGACAGGGCAGUGGGAAAGGGGCGUGCGGUGGCCGCGACGCUGGCUAGGCGUUGCCAACCGCGGACUAAGAGGCAUGAAUACUAAGAUUGUGGUGUUGAGGGGCCCCUGGUGGAAAGAGGCGUGGUCGUAUCUGGCUUUUCUAUUCCCGUUCCCCUACGAGGUGUUUUUCCCGUCGACGUUUCACUACGUGGAGUCUACGGCGGGUCUUUCUUCUUCUUCUUCUUCUGGCAAUGGUGGUGGUGCGGCGCGAGCACGCGAAGAUGGCGGGCGGCUGGUUUUGGUGGAUGAGGCUCCUGUGGGCGCCAAAAACACUACCUCUGCCGGUAUUAUCGACUACUUCGUCUGCGGGGAGGAGGCCCACGACGCCUUCUGGGGGUAG
This is a messenger RNA of Histoplasma mississippiense, 879 nucleotides long. RefSeq lists its product with no specific name. Bases 1 to 879 code for a protein of 292 amino acids. Gene Ontology annotation, cellular component: Nem1-Spo7 phosphatase complex. The record is from RefSeq and is a predicted model, not a curated record. Gene Ontology annotation, molecular function: phosphoprotein phosphatase activity; protein phosphatase regulator activity. The transcript is spliced from 2 exons. Gene Ontology annotation, biological process: nuclear envelope organization. NCBI's taxonomy places the organism in Eukaryota, Fungi, Ascomycota, Eurotiomycetes, Onygenales, Ajellomycetaceae.